CAUUCAGUAUUCGCUAGACAUGGAGCUGAGCAUCUGUGCCACGAUCACGGAGACACUUUAUUUUUUUGGAUGCUAUAUAUAAAGAAAAUUGUGUUUGUGAAAAUUGGAUUGAGAAAAUUGGAAAUGAGACCAGUAAUACCCUGCCCAAUUUAUGGCUGAUUUUUUAAGUAUUUACGCCUAGAAGGUGCUGUAGAGCAACCGACAGCCAGUAGUGGCCAGCAGCUAACAGCAGCUACAGCGGUGGAUGUAGAACCAUCAGUCUGGGCGAAUCGGGGAUCCACCGUCAGAAGGGAAAGAGAGCAGAGGACUCUCCACGCUCAUUGAAUCAUGGCUACUGAAACGGUGUCCCCGGCAUGUACUGGAUCCAGUUUGCUGCAACCCAUUAGCGAAAUCAUCAAUCUGCCUCUCGACCAGGUGAACUUUGUGGUCUGUCAGCUGUUUGCCCUGCUGACGGCCUUCUGGUUCCGUCUGUACCUCCACCCCAGUAAGACCAGCCCCUUCAUUAGACAUGUCGUGGCCACUCUACUGGGAUUCUACUUCGCUCUCUUUUGUUUCGGCUGGUACGCCCUCCACUUCCUGGUUCAGAGUGGGCUGACCUACGGCAUCAUGAUCCUCACUGGGGUGGAGCACAUGCACAAAUACUGCCUGGUGGUCUCCCUGGGUUACCUUGGCUUCUGCCAGAUCACGCGCGUGUAUGUUUUUGACUACGGCAUGUACUCUGCUGACUUCACCGGUCCUAUGAUGGUCAUUACACAGAAGAUCACCAGCUUGGCGUUUGAAAUUCAUGACGGCAUGUGCAGGAAAGAGGAACAACUGACUCCAAAUCAGAGGAUCCUAGCUAUAAGGAGAAUGCCCAGUCUCCUGGAAUACUUCAGCUACAACUGUAACUUCAUGGGGAUUCUGGCCGGUCCCACCAGCUCUUACAACGAUUACAUUGCCUUCAUUGAGGGCACGCCCUGCCGUCGCCAUGCUGACCACCAGAUCAACACAAAGGCCGUUGGCAGGCACAAGCAUACUGACCCCUCCCCAAACAUCGAAGUCGUCCGUAAGCUGGCCACCUGCUUCCUGUCCCUCAUGGUCUUCCUCUCCGUCUGUAAAGUGUUCCCUGUGGAACGCAACAUCAGCGAUGACUUCAUUGCCACCACGCCCUUCUACGCCCAGGUGGUGUACCUGUACCUGUCCAUGCUGACCACCCGGCCCAAGUACUAUUUCGUCUGGACGCUGGCUGACGCCAUCAACAACGCAGCAGGCUUCGGUUUCAAUGGAUACAACAGUGAUGGUUCGCCGCGCUGGGACCUCAUCUCCAAUCUGAGGAUAAUGGACAUCGAGUUUGCCACCAGCUUCAAGAUGUUCCUUGACAACUGGAAUAUUCAGACAGCACAUUGGCUCAAAAGAGUGUGUUACGAGCGCUGUCCCUACCACCCUACGGCAGCUACAUUCAUCCUGUCCGCCAUGUGGCAUGGAGCUUACCCAGGAUACUACCUGACCUUCCUCACCGGCAUUGUGGUCACCUUGGCAGCACGCGCCAUGAGACACAACGUGAGGCCCUAUUUCCUGGGCUCGCCUUCACACAAGCUGGUGUAUGACAUCAUCACGUGGGCUGGAACCCAGAUCGCCAUCUGUUACACGGUGGUUCCCUUCGUGCUUCUGUCCGUCGGGCCCUCAAUGAAGUUCUACAGGUCCUGGUACUUCAGUGUCCACAUCGGCUGCGUCCUCCUGGCCGUAGCCCUGCCGGUCAAGCCCCGACACCUGCGCCUGAAGGAGCAGCAGAAAGACCUCCAUCAGAAGCCGGUCGCCUCCCCUUUGGAUUCCACCGCCUCCACAGACAGCAACUCCAACCAGAAGACCAAGGCCUCGUGAAGCAGACCCGCGGCUCAGCGGCGGUGCCCACACAGAGACUGGCACCGACGACUGCAGGGGACUGUUCAAUGUAAUACAUCCAGUUAAGACGAGAGAGAGAGAGAGAGAGAGAGAGAGAGAGAGAUCCGGAGAGGACUAACAAACUCUGACCAACCUGGCUGACCUGCCUCCUGUCUUGGUGUGUUCUGGAGGAGGACGAAGGCUGUCCUUCAGUCAGAUGGCUCCGAAGCUGGGCAGUACUCUGGAGUAUGGAAGGAUGGAUGGAUGAACUUUAAAGCUGUUGUGUCCCUUGUGGCACCCUGUUCCCUUCUAAGUGCCCUGGGCCCUGGUUGAAUGUAGUGCACUACAAAUGGAAUAGGGUGCCAUUUGGGACUCCUUUUCAGACCUCUAGUGUAUUGUCUUGGUGACCACGGCAAAGAUGGAUUGAUGAGUGGAUGGAUGGAUGGAUGGAGAGAUGGACAGAUGGAGGAAUUAAUCCCAGUAGUGAAUUGCCAGUAUUGUGCCGUGACUGCAUUUUGGGAGUAUGUAUGUAAACUUGCCUUAUGCGCUUUCUGUCUCUUUCUCCAAUUUGUUUUUCAGCUUUUGUGUAUCCUUCUCACAGUGUUUGGGCUAUCUGUACGGCCGGAGGCCAACAGUGUUUAGUAAUUUCAGAAGUGUUCCCUGAUAUAACCUGAUAUAAAGGUGACACGCUACCUGGAGUGUUUUAGUCCUGGUGAAAAGCCAAAUAUAACUUAUUCAACCACCUCAGAGGGUUGGCAGUUACCUAAACAGAUAUUUUUGACACAGUAUGAUUCAUUGUAUGAACAAGGAAAGCGUUCCAAACUUCACUAAUUUCUCUAAGUACACUUCUUUUGACCAGAGACCUAAUGGCCCAGGUCAAAAGAUCUGCAGUACAGAGGGAUUGUGAUGCCAUUUGGUACAUGCAGGCUAGGGGCGUAUGCUACAUUCUGUCUGCUUUUAACGGCUGAUAUUAUAUAGUCUCACUUCUGUUCUGUUGUUGUUAUAUAACGGUUUGACACAAUCACACUCUGUUGAAAAAAAAUGGGAUAGUGCAGACGAUUAUUUGAAUUGGGCGUUAUCUCUCAUUUUGCAGUUUAUUCCAGGCCGCGGGAUUAGCUGCUAACUCUGUAUUAAUAACUUGUGUGCAGGCAGUGUGUGUUUCAGUUCAAUUUAUUUGUCAUUUAUGUGAUUCCAGUGUGGUAUGUUUGACCAAUGUGAAAAAGGCUGUGGAAAGGUCAGGAAGACCUACCCAAGAUCCUGUUGAUCUUGAUUCCAAUGGACUUGUGGUUUGUUUGACAAAGACGAACAGGUGGCAGUUGGAAAAUGUACCUGAGGUCAUAAACAUGACAGUAUUUAUGAACCCUCUGCUUCAGACAGUUCUGAUUCUAUUUUCAUUAUGCAGGAGACAGUUUAAAGUAAGUAUAUUUCUCAAGAUUGUGAGUUAGGUAUCAAUGGAGAUAUUGUGAAAGAAAGCUUUGCUUGAGACCCUGGAGAAAAAGAGAAUGAAAUGUUUAUUAUUGGUCCUUAGCCAACACUGCUAAUUGUUGAUGUGGAUGAUUUGAAUGGUUUGUUUUUUGUAUUUUAUGUGAUUAAAAAUUGACAUUUUGGAACUUGA
Molecule: messenger RNA, 3475 nt
Organism: Esox lucius (northern pike)
Lineage: Eukaryota; Metazoa; Chordata; Actinopteri; Esociformes; Esocidae
Gene: mboat2b
Product: membrane bound O-acyltransferase domain containing 2b
Exons: 13
Coding region: 328-1860 (510 amino acids)
Biological process (GO): lipid modification
Cellular component (GO): membrane
Molecular function (GO): acyltransferase activity
Source: RefSeq, a predicted model, not a curated record